AUAAGCUUCGUAGAGUAUAAACUAGACAUACCCAACCACAAAUAAAAUCAUUGACAAUGUCUGCAACAACGAAGCAGACGACGAAUGUCGUCUGUGCAUCAAAGGGACAUCACUCCAAAAGAAAUGAUAAAGAUCCUACACUUUAUAUAUACGUAGACUAUAUUAAGCUGCUAUUGCACAUGGUACAAAGACCAUAAACUGACCUUGUCUGAUGUACUUCUGGGCCAGGCCCUACUGUCAGCAUAUGAUGUGAGCGUGUCUCGUUUGACAGAAAGUAUGGUGGUUCGAGUUGCAGUAAUUGGCUGUGGAGCAGCGGGACUGUGCGUCCUUCGACAUCUUGCCAGCCAACCCUCGGUAUUCAGUGUCACCGGCUUUGAACAGUGCAGUGAACUAGGAGGCACAUGGGUAUACACAGACUCGAUAGGAACUGACCAAAAUGGUCUUCCUAUUCACUCCAGCAUGUACAAAAACCUUCGAACUAACCUGCCAAAAGAAGUGAUGGCCUUUCCUGACUUUGAAUUUGAUAAAGACCUUCCCUCUUUUAUCCUCCACACCGACGUUUUGCGGUACCUAAAAGACUACGCUGCUCACUUUGAAUUGCUGAAGUAUAUUAAGUUUCAGACACUGGUUUUGGAAGUUGAUCCAGCUGAAUAUCAAGUGUCUACCUCCAGUGCAAAACUUGGACACAAAUGGAAAGUGACUUUUGCCCCUGUGACCGACAGAAGUAAUCUAGUUACAGAGGAAUAUGAUGCAGUAGUUGUAUGCAAUGGUCACUAUGCUGUGCCAAAAAUUCCUGAUAUUCCUGGUCUAGGAGCUUUUGAAGGAGAGGUAAUGCAUAGUCAUAACUACCGCACUCCAAAACUCUUCCAGGACAAAACAGUAUUGUGCCUUGGAGCAGGACCAUCAGGACAAGAUAUAUGUGUUGAACUGGCAUCAACUGCUAGAAUGGUCUACCUGUGUCAUAACAAGCCUCUGCUAGAGACUCCUCUACCAGACAAUGUACAGCAGAAACCUGGCAUUGAUUUCAUCAAAGGAUUUAAAGUGACUCUGCUCAAUGGAGAAGAACAUCAUGUGGACUUCAUUCUUUUUUGUACAGGCUACUACUUCAACUUUCCCUUUCUCACCGAUAAGUGCCAUGUCAACAUAAGUGAUGGAUGUAUAAUGCCACUAUACAAGCACCUUAUCCAUACCGAGUUUCCAUCUUUGUUCUUUAUUGGCAUCUGCAAGACAGUUGUUCCUUUCCCAUUAUUCCAUUUUCAGGUCAAACUGGUGCAGGCUGUGUUGGAAGGGGCUGUCAAGUUGCCAUCCAAGGAAGAAAUGGAUGCAGAUACAGAGGCAGAGUAUCAGAAAAGAAGAUCUGAGGGUCUUCCUCAUAGGCAUUUCCAUGUCUUAGCAAGUCAGCAGUGGGAAUACAAUGAUGAAAUGGCUCUCAUGGCUGGGUGUUCAAAGCUUCCUGACUGGGUUAGAAAUCUGGAUGGUGCAGUGCGGAUCAUGCGCAGAAAGAACAUUACACAGUACAAAAAUGUAAACUUUGUACUACUGGAUGGUGAAAGUUUUGCUAUAGCAAGUUAAAGGAAUAGGCAAGUCAGGUCAUAAGUUAGGCUUAAAAAAUAGAUACUGACAUUUUGAAUAAGCUUUGUUCAAGCUUUUUGAUUGCAAAAUGGUAGUUUACUGAAAACCUCAUCUUAAACACAGCUCUGAGUUUUUUCUUAAAGCUGUUAAUCGGCAAAAGGGCAUGGGCAUCAUAACAGCACAUAAUUUAAACUUUGUGCAGUCUGUAAAAGCAGUCUUGUCUUGGUUAAUUAGCAUUCUGGCAUACAACUAACUUUGAGAAAACAGGGGCAUGAGCUUUGGUUGCAAGAAUAUAUACCAAUUCUACUUUCAGUAACAUGAGAUUUAACAUGUGCAUGAGAAAGUGUUUUUACAGCAUAUAAUAGCAUUCUUCUAUUGUUGACACAGAAUUUGUUGGCGCAACCAUGUUUUUCUUUGUUAUGGUGAACCCACAUCUGCUGCAUUGGCACUCAAUGUUACUUAAUCCAUUUAUCUCCUAUCUGUGCAGCAUAAUCCAGCUCUUCACCACUGUACUCUAAUUUGAACUUGUACAGCCUAAUACCCAGAUCCAUGCUGCCAGCAUUUUGACACAUUUCACAACAGAACAUGGCAUCCUUUAAGAACCAGACUAUUUGAGAGCUGAGUUCUAGACCAGAUUGUCUGUAAAUGAUUCUUUUGUAACCCAACAUUUUGAGAGGAAAUAAUUCAGAAUUUCAGUAUCUGUUAUUUAGGACCAACUUGGUUAUUAGCUGUUUCAUCAAGUCUGUGAUCAUGAAUGGCUAUCUCUGGACUGCUGGGAGAGGAAUUUUCCACAUUUUUAUAGCAUAAAGCCAAUUCUCCAAUAGUUAUCACCACUUCUAGUUUAAGUAUCAACAUGAAGAAAAAGGGAAAAUAGAAUGCUGUGACUUGACAGCCUACAACUUUGUGAAAGGCUGAGAGUUGGUCUUGGCAGACUGCCAGCAGCCCAGAGAUUUUCGGAUAAACCCAUCUGCUUUAUAUUGCUAUUCGUCCCCAUCUGUAUAUCUAAAGCAUUAUACAAGAUUUUUUUUUACAAGAUCUUGUUUAAAAGAUCAACAUGCAAUUUUUCCAAAUAUUAUUGAGAAUUCAAGCUUCAUAUACCAGACAUAACUAAACUACAAUACUGUUCUGCAAAUUGUGUUUUUAAAUUUGGGGAACAACAGCUCAGGAAUUUAUUUUCUUGGCAAAAUGUUACUGAUGUUAGGGAGAUUUUCUAUUUGUUCAUACUACAAGAUUUUAUUCUGAUUAAAGACCAACCUGAAUGGCUUGCGUUUUUUUUCUUUUUUUUUUUUGGUUUUUUGUUUUGCAGAUAUCUGUAGAUAGAGGCGAUAUAACUGUAAGCAAAGUGCGCGACAGAUUAUUCGGAUGUUGACAGUCUGCAUUUCUCGUGCUUAAGUAGCAGUUUUUCAGAACCACGAGAAAUGCAGACUGUCAACGUUUGAAUUAGUGUUGACUGCUGGCACCCUUGUGAAUGGUGUACCAACGUGACGUAGUUACCAGCUGCUCGUGGAUCGCAGGUGCGAAUGGCAGCGGAUAUUCUGGACGGACGGCCGGGUUUUGGAGGCUGAAAUUUACAUGUUAGCUUUAUAUCGUCUCUAUCUACUGAUACCCGAAAAAAGCGCAAACCGUUCAGGUUGGUCUUUAAGAAUUGCAGAAUAUGUAAUCGGCUAACAAGAACUGCUUGCAAAAGAUUUCCUAUAGAUGUCUGUCUGGUUCAUUUUGCAGAUAAAGUUAUUAUUUUGAGACAAAAAGUGUGAUUAAAAGAUAAAUCUUGA
Messenger RNA from Pomacea canaliculata, 3344 nucleotides. RefSeq names its product flavin-containing monooxygenase FMO GS-OX-like 4. The transcript is spliced from 5 exons. Lineage: Eukaryota; Metazoa; Mollusca; Gastropoda; Architaenioglossa; Ampullariidae. The coding region runs from base 277 to 1572 and encodes 431 amino acids. Gene Ontology annotation, molecular function: NADP binding; N,N-dimethylaniline monooxygenase activity; flavin adenine dinucleotide binding. The record is from RefSeq and is a predicted model, not a curated record.